Molecule: messenger RNA, 2973 nt
Organism: Cyprinus carpio (common carp)
Lineage: Eukaryota; Metazoa; Chordata; Actinopteri; Cypriniformes; Cyprinidae
Product: cyclin T2b
Exons: 9
Coding region: 41-1720 (559 amino acids)
Biological process (GO): positive regulation of DNA-templated transcription, elongation; regulation of transcription by RNA polymerase II
Cellular component (GO): cyclin/CDK positive transcription elongation factor complex; nucleus
Molecular function (GO): cyclin-dependent protein serine/threonine kinase activator activity
Source: RefSeq, a predicted model, not a curated record
UGAUGUAGCGCGCGGUGUGGUGCGGGCGGAAGCGGGUGGGAUGAUGGCGGCGGUGCAGCAGGGCUCCAGCAAAUGGCUCUUCACCCGAGAACAGCUCGAAAACACGCCGUCCCGCCGCUGCGGAGUCGAGCCCGACCGCGAGCUCUCAUACCGACAGCAAGCCGCCAACCUAAUUCAGGAUAUGGGACAGCGAUUAAACGUAUCCCAGCUUACGAUUAACACAGCAAUCGUCUAUAUGCACCGGUUUUACAUGCUUAAUUCCUUUACGAAAUUCCAUAGAAAUAUCAUUUCUCCCACCAUACUCUUUCUGGCCGCUAAAGUGGAGGAACAACCGAGGAAACUUGAACACGUUAUUAAAGUAGCACAUGCUUGCCUGAACCCUCAGGACCCUCCGUUGGACACCAAGAGCAAUGUGUACCUCCAGCAGGCUCAAGAGCUGGUGCUGUUGGAGACCAUAGUUCUGCAGACACUUGGGUUUGAGAUAACAAUAGAUCAUCCACACACAGAUGUGGUGAGAUGUUCCCAGCUAGUACGAGCGAGCAAGGACUUGGCCCAGACCUCCUAUUUCAUGGCUACCAACAGUCUGCACCUGACUACCUUCUGUCUGCAGCACAAACCCACAGUGGUGGCAUGUGUCUGCAUUCAUCUGGCCUGCAAGUGGUCCAACUGGGAGAUUCCCACCAACUUAACAUUUUUAAAAAAAAUUAUUAUGUUCUCUGUUUCUGUAGACCUGACUCACGAGUUUCUCCAGAUCUUGGAAAAAACACCAAGCAGAUUAAAAAGAAUCAGAAACUGGCGGGCCAAUCAGGCUGCAAAGAAACCAAAACUCGACAACCAAUCUUUAGACGGUUCCUUCCAGACAACUCUGAGCCAGGACAGUUCAUUCAUGGGGGGCAUGUGUGACUUUAAAGGGGACGUGUAUUCCGAACCAUCCACCUCUUUCCCAUUGGAUGGGGCAUCGAUGUCACUCAACGGUCUGUCAGACCUGCAGAGCUCUGCUUUCAGCUUUCCUGCACCAAUAUCCCAGAGCGCGGAUGCAUUUCUCGCACUCCAGGGGGUGCAGGCGAGCAAACACGGACAUGCCUUGGCAGCUCUCGCCCCUCAGAAACUCACUCUAGAGAAAUACCGUGAAAAACACGCGGCCGAAUUAGAGCAAAGACGCAGACACGAAGAAGAGGAUAGCGACCAGCAUCGAAAACACGGACAUUUAUCGUCCGAACCGUCUACGUCAAUCAGGGUGAAGUAUUCACAACAGCAGGUACCGGAGCGAUCGUUAAAGAGCGGGUCACUAAAACGGCGCCACCCUUCCUCAUUAGAAAAUGGUUCCGCUAGUCAAGAAGAGCUGAAAAUGAAGAUCAAGGUUUCGUCUGAAAGUAGCAGCAGUGGUAAGAGCCGUCACAGUCCUCGUUCGAGCCGCGAGAAACAUCGCGAACAUUCGUCACACAAAAUGGCGAGACACGACUCGUCACACUCGCACGGUAGCCACCACCAUCACCACCAUUCAUCCAAAUCUCAUCGAUCUUCCAAGAGCCACUCCUCCUCUGCCUCCGUAUCUGUCAAUCAACCUAUAGGCCACGCCCAGUUGGCAAAAAUUGACAGGAGGCUGGGGGAGGGGCAGAGUUCUGAGCCCAAUGCUGCUUUAAUAAAUAACGGUCCACACAUGGAUUAUGAAGACACUUUUAAUAUGCUUGAUUCCCUAUUAAAUGCACACAACUUCUAAACUAGCAGAAAAACUGACGUUUUUACGUAAAACGUAAGAUUUUCGUUCUUGAGCUAAUUUUAUGCAAGAAUCACUCAUCCGUUACAUGUCAUAGUCUCUUUGAUUUAAUCAUGUUUUAUCACUGAAUUUAAAGAAAAACUACAAAGUGAAGGUUGUAACAGCGUUUUAGUGUAAACGUGUAAACAAUAUUUGCAAAUUCAUGAUUUUAAAACCUCAGAGUCGUAGAGCUUGCUAAAGAGACUGCGAAAUGCCUCUGGCAAUUUUAACCAGUUUUAGUUGGAAAAACGCAAUGUGAUAAAGUGAAUAUUUGUAUGUUAAUCACUUCAUGCUUGAUUCACUGUUUUUUUUUUGUUUGUUUGUUUUUCAUUUUUCAAAGGGAUGAAAAUAGAAACGUGUGACUGUUUACAAAAGGAAGGUGCAGAUAUCUGUUCACUGUUAUUUGUAUCGAUAUAUCUAUAUCUAAUUAUAUUUCACGAAUGCUCAGGUUUGGAGUUUCCUAAAGGCGAAAUUGUCAGUCAAAACGUAACUUCGCAAAAUUUUAGCUGAAAUUUCGCAAAAAUGCCUGUACACAGAUUCCAUUAUAUCGCUUUCCAUAUAUUGUAAAUCUUAAUGUACUGUAAAGUUAACUAUUUUAUGUUGUUACCCUCUGUUAGAAAGCUGAACCGAUGACGACAUCAUGCCCAGGGUCCUUUGCGUAGUAACUGUUGUGUCUUACGAUUUUGAAGACCUUACGCUUGUAAUUUUUUUGGGGUUUUUUGAGACUUAACAAUAGUGGAAAGCAAAAUGGCUUUUCGGCAAGAAGUGGGUAUUUUUUCUGUUUUGCUUUGUGCGCCAAGCUUGAAUGGUCAAGAUCGCAUCCCAGAAUUCUCAGCUGAUCUGUUCUGUUCAUCAUGGUGUACGUCGAGCCUUAAAACUGUCCGAUAGAGAUUUUAGCAGGUUGUGUCUAUCUUCAGGUUGUGUCUAUCUGUCCCAUUUCCUAUGAUCUCAGUAUUUAAGAUUCGAUUUCUGUUCCUGUCUUCUCCCCACCCUGGCUGCUGAUUCUGAUUGGUUAGUAAGUGGGCUGCCAUUCAAACAAACCAGCAGUCAACUUCCUGUUCUCUGUUCAGCGCUCUUAGAACAGCUUUAAGAGCGUUUGAAGGUUUUGGAUGUGGAUUACAAGGAGAAACUCACUCUAGAUGUGGCCUAGACUCCUGUUGUGCUGUUGUAACCUCCUUUCACCAGAUACCAAAGGUUUGUGCCUCAGUGUUUGCCCA